CGGCACAGAUUCAAUGCACCUUGUCCGUGCUUUAGCCAUCUAAUUUCUGUAUCUGGCCCAACCAGGAAAUCAUAACCGAAGGCAAAUGAAAAUCUAACUUUAAACACAUUCACUAGUUUAACAAACAUUACUCCCCUUGGUGCAUGCAUUUCUCUCUAUUUUAUUUAUUACUUCAUUUCUGCACCCACCUCUUUAUUUAUUGCUCUUUAUCAGAUUGCUUCAGCUUGCGCUUCUUCAUCACUUCCUUCUUGCUGAAAGGCCUUUUAUAUGGACCUAAAACCUACUUUUGGCAUCGGAGAUGAAAGUUCAGCACUUACAGUUCGUCACGAGUUCUGGCCUGUUGAGGAAAUUAAUCCAAAGAAUGCCAAGUUUCCUUGUUGUUUAGUAUGGACUCCUUUGCCUGUAGUCUCAUGGUUGGCGCCGUUUAUUGGACAUGUUGGCAUAUGCAAGGAAGAUGGAUCUAUCAUAGAUUUUUCUGGAUCAAACCUUCUUAAUGUUGAUGACUUUGCAUAUGGUUCUGUAGCAAGAUACAUUCAACUUGACAGAGAGAAGUGCUGCUUCCCUCCAAAUCUCGCUGCUCAUACUUGCAAGCAUCGUUACAGCCACACACAAUAUGGAAGUACAAUGACUUGGGAUGAUGCCAUUCAGUCAAGUGUUCGACAAUUUGAGCACAAAUCUUAUAACCUCUUCACAUGUAAUUGCCAUUCAUUUGUUGCCAAUUGUCUAAAUCGGCUUUGUUAUGAUGAUUCAUUAAGUUGGAACAUGAUUAAUGUAGCAGCUCUCCUUUUGUUUAAGGGGCAGUGGGUAGACACUUUAUCCGUCGUAAGAUCAUUCUUCCCUGUUAUAUUGAUGCUUUGCCUGGGAGUUAGUGUGGUCGGAUGGCCUUUCUUGAUAGGGCUGAUAUCAUUUUCUGUUCUCCUUAUGUGUUGGUUUGUUUUGGGUACUUAUUAUGUCAAAAGUCUCUUUGAAUGCUAGAUUCCUGGUGUGUUGAUGCUUAUGACUGAUGAAAACAGAAAGAUUAUGUUCGUAUCACUUGCUUAUAUGAGCUUUUCUCAUGGCGUGCCACUAGUUCAAAUUGAAUUAUUUGAUGAAGAUUAACACUU
Molecule: messenger RNA, 1103 nt
Organism: Daucus carota subsp. sativus
Lineage: Eukaryota; Viridiplantae; Streptophyta; Magnoliopsida; Apiales; Apiaceae
Product: protein REVERSION-TO-ETHYLENE SENSITIVITY1
Exons: 3
Coding region: 268-975 (235 amino acids)
Biological process (GO): response to ethylene; regulation of ethylene-activated signaling pathway
Cellular component (GO): endoplasmic reticulum; Golgi apparatus
Source: RefSeq, a predicted model, not a curated record